Molecule: messenger RNA, 2965 nt
Organism: Syzygium oleosum
Lineage: Eukaryota; Viridiplantae; Streptophyta; Magnoliopsida; Myrtales; Myrtaceae
Product: ent-kaurenoic acid oxidase 1-like
Exons: 9
Coding region: 1327-2808 (493 amino acids)
Biological process (GO): multicellular organism development; brassinosteroid homeostasis; brassinosteroid biosynthetic process
Cellular component (GO): endoplasmic reticulum
Molecular function (GO): heme binding; iron ion binding; ent-kaurenoic acid monooxygenase activity
Source: RefSeq, a predicted model, not a curated record
AGUUUCUCCAUUAUUUCUCAUCUUUACUUAAAAUCUGCAGCCAAAUUCUCUAAUGUUAUUUGGAAAUUGUGAUUAGGAUUACAAAGGGAUUAUUUUUUCUUUAUUAUUAUUGACGACUCUGUCGAUGAAGUUGGAGAAGAAACUUGUUCUAGGGUGUGUUUGUUUUAUGAAAAAUAUGCUGAAGAAAAUGGUUUUACGCAAAAUUUAUUUUAAGGAAAGUGAUCAAUAUUCUCUUAUUUGGUUUUGAGCAUGUAAAUGAGAGGGAAUUAGCUUUCCAGUGUUCGAAGAAUUUAUGGCAAGCAAAAACAUCCAUAAAGUUAUGGUAAAAGUAGUGUAGAUCAAGUUGAGAGAGAGAGAGAGAGAGAGAGAGAGAGAGAGUAGUGCUCUCACGACAGUGGUGUCUCUUCAGGGAAAUUCAUUUCCCAUUCUAUUCCUCAAUACAACAUAUGCAAUUUUAUUCAGUUGUACCUUUAGUCUUUCUUUCCUUGUAAUCCCUUUUAGGGGCAUUUAAACACUUACUCUAAUUAUUUGGAUUCUUGCUUAAUUUCUUGGCACAUUAAAGGGGAGGACUCAUUCCAUGUCAUUCCUCAUUCCAUUCUAAUUCAUUCCUUUUUCCCUAUGCUAAAUCUUUUGUGACUGGACUUUUCGAGAUUCAAAGCUUAAUGGAAUAAAGGUAGUUAGGACUUGAGUCUCAUUCUCUUUGUGCCCCUUCUAAAGAUCUUCUACCAUAACAGUUAUGUGCUCACGUCGAGACAAAAAGAUUUUAGAAAACCUGAUGAGAUCAUGAAGUGUUCAAAAAGCUCAACACUCAACAUCAUUGUAGUAAAACAAGACAAAAGAAAGUGGGCUCCUCAUGGAAUAGACACAUAUAUAUGAGAGGGUUAAUUUUCUUUGCCAUGUUACAUGUGUCACAGCCCAGAGAAAUGGAUCGUUCUCGAGGGUUUCUAAACGAAAGACCGUGACUAAUCCAUGAACAAGCAGGCGACCCUCUCGAGUAUUCUCUAGAAUAAUGCUAAGGGCGGGCAAUAUUGUAAUUGUACACUGUUCUAGAGUCUUCUGUAUUAAAUGCAGGUAGAUGGUAGGUGGGGAGAUUCAAUCUCUACCGUUAGAUCGAUGAGAGAUCUACAGAUACAGUUGAGUUUGUACUUUUAUAUAAAGGGGUCUCCUCCCCUCAUUUGGACAUCUCAUUCUCACAAGAGCAAUAAAAAUCUAGAGCUUCUCUCUGUGGAAGUUUCUCCUCUCAAAUCCUUGUGAGAGAGUGAUCCUGCUGUUUGUGGAGAAAAGCUAAAAGCUAAGGAAAAGGCUUUUGUGGUGCCAUUCUCUGUCAUGGAGUUCGCUUCUUCCGUUUCCUCUGCUUCGUUUCUGAUACUCGUGGCAUUGAUGGCUCUCGCAUGGCUUCUCAAGCAUGCAAAUUGGUACUUGUAUGAGACCCAGCUUGAUGAGGAGCAACGUCGCUCGUUACCUCCCGGUGAUCUCGGAUGGCCUUUCAUUGGGAACAUGUGGUCCUUCCUCAGGGCUUUCAAGUCUAGCGAUCCUGAUUCCUUCAUGUCCUCCUUCAUCAACAGAUUCGGUCGCACCGGAAUCUACAAGGCCUUCAUGUUUGGGAGCCCGAGCGUGAUUGUGACCAUGCCUGAGCCAUGCCGAAGAGUAUUGACCGAUGAUGAGAAAUUCGAGCCUGGUUGGCCCGUUGCAACUGAGGAAUUGAUCGGGAAGAAAUCAUUUGUAGGGAUUUCAUAUGAAGAACACAAAAGGCUUAGGCGUUUGACUGCCGCUCCAGUCAAUGGUCAUGAAGCUUUGUCUCUAUAUAUAGGAUAUAUUGAAGAAAAUGUCAUAUCUGCGCUUGAUAAGUGGUCAAAGAUGGGGCAAAUUGAGUUCUUGACUCAACUCCGGAAGCUCACCUUCAGGAUAAUCAUGCAUAUCUUUCUUAGCUCAGAGAGCGAACCGGUGAUGGAGGCUUUAGAAAGGGAAUACACCACUCUCAAUCACGGUGUUAGAGCCAUGGCAAUCAACCUUCCAGGAUUUGCUUACCACAAAGCACUCAAGGCUCGGAAAAAACUAGUGGCAAUAUUCCAAUCCAUAGUGGAGGAACGACGGAAUCAGAAGGAGACCAAGGUUUAUGCGAAGAAGGACAUGAUGGAUGCUCUACUAGAAGUAGAAGACAAAAACGGUCGAAAGUUGAAUGAUGAGGAAAUCAUCGAUAUGUUAUUAAUGUACUUAAAUGCGGGCCACGAAUCUUCUGGUCAUGUCACAAUGUGGGCGACCAUCUUCCUACAAGAGAACCAGGAGUUCCUUCAGAAAGCCAAGGAGGAGCAAGAAGAGAUCGUGAAGAAGAGACCACCGGCACAAAAGGGUUUGACCCUCAAGGAAUUUCGGCAGAUGGAAUACUUGUCCAAGGUUAUUGACGAAACACUUCGCUUGAUCACAUUCUCACUGGUGGUUUUUCGUAAAGCGAAAUCAGAUGUCAGAAUAAAUGGCUACACUAUUCCUCAGGGUUGGAAAGUUCUGGUCUGGUUCAGAACCGUUCAUUUGGAUCCCGAAAUAUAUCCGAAUCCAAAGAAGUUCGAUCCUUCUAGAUGGGAUGGUUACACACCCAAAGCAGGAAGUUUUCUUCCCUUUGGAGCAGGAAGCAGGCUGUGCCCUGGAAAUGAUCUCGCAAAGCUUGAGAUAGCGAUUUUCCUGCAUCAUUUCCUUCUUAACUAUAGGCUCGAACGACUCAAUCCCGAAUGUGCAACAAGGUACUUGCCCCAUGCGAGGCCAAUUGAUAACUGCCUAGCGCGGGUCAGGCCGCUCUCAUCUCCAUCUGCAUAGAAGGGAAGACAUCCGAGUGGGAAAUUUUCUCUUUGUUUUUAAUUUUUUCAUAGUACGCUAAAAUCACGAAUGUUCAUUCCCCGACCUUUCCUCGGCGAGGGAACACCAUAACAGACCUUAACGAGGGAACAGAAAUUGCAAGAUUUUGACUGUCUCA